AUGGCUUCAGGACAGACUCUCGGAUUCAUCGGGUGUGGUUAUAUGGGAGGCGCCGUCCUACAGGGCCUCCUAAACAGCGCAUUCUCAACCAAAUCCGCUGAAACCACACCGAAGCCAAUACUCCACUUCAUCGCGUGCACAAAGACAGCCAAAUCCGCAGCCCGCCUACAGACCACAAUCGCACCGGAACACAAAGAACUCAUUAAAAUCGUCUCCGACCGAACCGUCCAAACAAUGCAAGAAUCUCAUAUUAUAAUCCUCAGCUGCAAGCCCUUCAUGGCAGAAGCCGUAUUCUAA
Molecule: messenger RNA, 297 nt
Organism: Penicillium digitatum Pd1
Lineage: Eukaryota; Fungi; Ascomycota; Eurotiomycetes; Eurotiales; Aspergillaceae
Product: Pyrroline-5-carboxylate reductase
Source: RefSeq, a predicted model, not a curated record